Molecule: messenger RNA, 3661 nt
Organism: Oryctolagus cuniculus (rabbit)
Lineage: Eukaryota; Metazoa; Chordata; Mammalia; Lagomorpha; Leporidae
Source: RefSeq, a predicted model, not a curated record
GGCGCCACCUUUAAGCGUCACGGGCGGGGCCGCGGUUUCUAGACCCGGGUUUUGAACAUGUCGCGCCUGAAAGGAGCUGUCGGGCGAGAUCCCCGGGCGGGUUUCAGAACCGAGACGAGAGACUGCAGUACCUCCGUACCCCAGGGGCUGUUAAAGGCGGCGAGGAAGAGCGGUCAGUUAAACUUAUCGGGUAGGAACCUCAGUGAAGUGCCUCAAUGUGUCUGGAGAAUAAAUGUGGAUGUCCCCGAGGAAGCUAAUCAGAAUCUCUCAUUCAGCACUUCUGAACGAUGGUGGGAGCAGACAGAUUUGACCAAAUUAAUUAUAUCGAACAACAAGCUUCAGUCACUUGCGGAUGACCUCCGACUUCUACCUGCAUUGACUGUUCUUGAUAUACAUGAUAAUCAGCUGACAACUCUUCCUUCUGCUAUAAGAGAGUUAGAAAACCUUCAGAAACUUAAUGUCAGCCAUAACAAACUGAAAAUACUUCCUGAAGAAAUUACAAAUCUAAGAAAUCUGAAGAGUUUGUAUCUUCAGCAUAAUGAACUAGCUGUCAUACCAGAGGGAUUUGAACAACUUUCCAGUCUAGAAGAUUUAGAUCUUUCAAACAAUCGUCUUACAACGAUUUCCGCUGGAUUUUCUUCUCUGUCCGGUCUGGUGCGAAUCAAUCUUUCCAGCAAUCAUUUGAAGAGUUUGCCAGCAGAAAUCAGUAGAAUGAAAAAAUUAAGACAUCUGGAUUGUAGUUCUAAUCUCUUGGAAAGUAUACCUCCUGAAUUGGCUGGCAUGGAAUCACUAGAAUUGCUUUAUUUGCGGAGGAAUAAACUACGUUUUCUACCAGAAUUUCCUUCUUGUAAACUAUUAAAGGAACUGCAUGUAGGUGAAAACCAGAUUGAAAUGUUAGCAGCAGACCAUCUUAAACACCUGAGUUCUAUCCUUGUGCUAGAACUGAGGGAUAACAAGUUGAAAUCUGUUCCAGAUGAAAUUUCACUGCUACAGUCUUUGGAAAGGCUUGACCUAAGCAACAAUGAUAUUAGUAGUCUUCCCUAUUCAUUGGGAAACCUUCAUCUGAAAUUCCUGGCCCUAGAAGGAAAUCCUUUGAGAACGAUUCGAAGAGAAAUUAUAAAUGCAAGAACCCAAGAAGUCCUAAAAUAUCUGCGGAGCAAGAUCAAAGAUGAUGGACCUAGCCAAAGUGACUCUGUUACUGAGACUGCUAUGACACUACCCAGUGAAUCCAAAGUCAAUGUACAUGCUAUCGUCACAUUAAAAUUAUUAGACUAUAGUGAUAAGCAAACAACUUUGAUUCCUGAUGAAGUGUUUGAUGCAAUAAAAAACAACAUCAUAAUUUCUGUUAACUUCAGUAAGAAUCAACUAUCUGAGAUUCCAAAAAGGAUAACAGAACUAAAGGAAAUGGUUACUGAAGUCAACCUCAGUUUUAAUAAGCUUUCCUGUAUAUCCUUGGAGUUAUGUAUGCUUCAAAAAUUGACUUUUUUAGAUCUCAGGAACAAUUUUUUAAAUUCUCUACCUGAAGAAAUGAAAUCAUUGAUAAGACUACAAGUGAUCAAUCUUUCCUUUAAUAGGUUCAAAAUAUUGCCUGAAGUUCUGUAUCAUAUCCCCACACUUGAAACAAUUCUGAUUAGUAACAAUCAGGUUGGAUCUGUGGAUCCUCAGAAAAUGAAGACAAUGGAAAAUCUGACUACGUUAGACCUUCAAAAUAAUGACCUUCUUCAAAUUCCACCAGAGCUUGGUAAUUGUGUCAACUUAAGAAAACAGCUGUCUCAGUGCCUAGCACAUGGUAAGCCCCCAAUAAGUGCUUGUUAUGUGAAUAUAAAAGGUGUUUGAAGUCAACAGAAAACCAGAACAUUACUUCUAGAUGGAAAUCCAUUCCGGGUUCCUCGAGCUGCCAUAUUAAUGAAGGGAACAGCGGCUAUACUGGAAUAUUUGAGAGACCGAAUUCCUACUUAAAUUAGAGUUGUUUUAUAAUCCUGGUCAUGUUAACUGUUAAAAGGAUAUAACAUUUUGUUUUAGUAUCAUCUGAAAGAUGAUUGCUGUACUUGAUCUUAGAAUUCCCUAAUCUCAGCUAGGUAUUGGGAUAAUUGACCUGAGCCAUAAUCACUGCCACUAACUAUUUUUAUACUAACAAAACAACAAUUUAACAUUUUGAAGAUGUUGUUUACAUUGCUAAAGGUGAUAACCACAUGUGUAGUGUUCAUGCCUUGAUUGAAUGUUUUGCACAUGAAUUAUCCUAAUCACUUUCAUUCCUCUAUAAUGUAGUAGGUACUUUCUUUAAAAAUGAACUUUCAUUUAAUGUGGUUGAAUAUUUUUAUAACAAAGAUUUUUGUGGAUCUGUUUUUUCUCUGCAUUUUUUUUGUAUUCCAUAUAACGUGACUAACUGACCUGAACGUGAUUACCCAAUUGUUACCUUUUUAUUAACUAUAAAUUGAACUGAAUUUUAUUGAAUAUUGUUCUUUAUCAUUUAAAAAACUAAGACUUUUCCUACUUAUACUAAGACUUUUGUGACGUGGACAUUCUCAGUGUAAGUGUAAAGUUAACAUUCACUGCCUUGUUCUUUAAUUGAAAUUUUUCUUUUCUACCUAUUGGGUAUAUCUUUUUCCUCUGUUUUAUGAAAUCAUUUUCCUAGGAUCAUUAAUGUCACAGAACUGAUACUGAAGAUACAGUCUGGAGAAAAUACUGAAAGUGUUGUUACAACUGCUGUCACAAUUUUGAAUUUAAAACUUACUGUUUUUUUUUUUCAGUGACAUUAUUUUCAUAAGAUAAUUAAAGAGAUUGGAUCUACAUAUUUUCUCUUCAAUGAGAAUAUUGAGCAUUUAAAAGUACCUUUUGUUAUUUUAAAAAAGCACUUAAGAGUGUAACUUAUUAAUUCUAUAUACAACAGCAACAGAAAACUACUAAUAAGGUAUACCACAAGAAAUCUUAAAAUGGAGCCAGGCGUGGUGCAGUGGGAAGCCUGCAUCCUCUAUCAGCCUGGAAUCAAUUCCACCUCUGCUUCUGCUUCUAGUCCCAUUUCCUGCUCAUGUCUUCAUUCCUGCCACCCACCCAUGUGGGAAACCAGGAUGGAGUUCCUGGCUCCUGACUUUGGUCUGUUUCACUUUUUCUGUCUCUGUCUCUUCUUCCUCUCUCCCUGUCACUGUCUUUCAAAUAAAUAAACAUAUCUUGUUUUUAAAAGGCAAAAGGAAAAAGCUUCAUAUUAAAAAAAUAAAGAAAUAAAAAUGUACUUUAUUCAAACACUUAGUAGGCAGGUACUUGUAUAUUUAAUCUACUCUUUGAAUGUGUUUUAAUCCAGCCUUGUGCAUCUUGCCCAUCUUUUCAUUUCCAGCACUGUAAUUUUAAAAUUUGCAUGCACCCUUGAUAAGACUAAACUUGUAGUCAUGCAGUAAUGUUCUAAAAGGGAAUUUGAUAUAGUUAAAUUUGAUUUAAUAAAAAACAAAUAUAAACAUUUUUGUUUACACCAAAAUCAUUGGAAAUAGGUUGAUCAGUCAUUAUAACACUUACCAUAUGAUUCUAUUAAGUAGCCAGUUCAAUAGCAUGUAUAUCCACUAAUAUAGAUCAAUAGUUAGCUUUUGGAUGUUUGAGGCAUGCUUAUAUGAUGAAAAAAAUCAUUUGUAAUAAACACUACAUGUUCAUAAUAAAAGUUACAUUUCUCAAA